CCAGAAAAAAAAAACACACACAAGCAACAAAUUGCAGAGCACACGCCAUGGAGAAAAGGAGCAACUGCAGAGGAAGAUCUGGGUGGACAAGAGGGAAAUGUAUCGGGAAAGGUUCGUUUGGUUCUGUGAGCGUGGCGGUUGAUAACACCGACGGUCGGGUUUUUGCGGUGAAGUCUGUUUGUCGAGAAACUGGUAUGCCGAAUCAGAUUGAGUCUUUGGAGAACGAAAUUCGGAUUCUCCGCUCGCUCUCCGACUGUCCUUACGUUGUCAACUACGUCGGCGAUGACGUUUCGUACGAGUCUCCGACGACGUCUCACCGGAACCUCCAUAUGGAGUACAUGCCAGGUGGCACCGUCACUGACAUGGCAACUGCUCCAGCGUGCCGAUUCAACGACGUGGACGAGAGGUCGGUGCGGUGGCAGACUCGGUGCGUUGUGUCCGCUUUGAAGUACGUGCACGCCAGAGGAAUUGUACACUGCGACGUAAAAGGAAAGAACAUUCUGGUGGGUCCCAACUCCGCCUCCGUAAAACUCGCCGAUUUCGGUUCCGCCAUGGAAGUCCAGAGCCAAAACAGAGGCACCGGUGUUCCGCGGCCACGGGGGAGCCCGCUUUGGAUGGCACCGGAAGUGAUCCGCGGCGAGUAUCAAGGGCCGGAGAGUGACGUCUGGUCUUUGGGCUGCACGAUCAUCGAAAUGGUCACCGGGAAGCCAGCCUGGGAGGAUCGCGGACUAGACUCGCUGAGUCGAAUCGGGUUCUCGAGCGAGUUACCCGAGAUACCAAUUCAGCUGACGGAACUCGGUCGUGAUUUUGUUGACAAGUGUUUGAAAAGAGAACGGAAUCAAAGGUGGAGCUGCGAUCAGCUGCUGGACCAUCCAUAUAUUGCGUCGGUGACGCCGCCACAUCCAGGAGUGACGGAUUUAUCUCCCCGCUGCGUACUCGAUUUCGUUACUCCAGAUUUCGAAGAAGAUGAAGAAACCAUGGAGGAGGACUGUGAAGUAUCCGCGGCGGAGAGGAUUGGUAAAUUGGAGACAAGCGGAGGGCCGACAUGGGAAUCCGACGGAUGGGUGGCGGUGAGGAGUUCUGCGCCGGAGACGGAGGAGGGUUGUGGGGAAGGGACAAGUUCGGUAUAUUCGGAUUCCAUGAGCAUAACAGGGAGAACACGGCAGACAAAUUCGGGAUUGAGUGGGUGGCAGUGUUGUAAUUAUGAGGAGAUGGAAGGGUUAGAAGAGUCAAAUUACAAGCUUGGGUGCGGUGGGUGGAGCUGUUGUUGGUUUGGGCCGCAAAUGGUUCAGAACCGAGAAAUGUGGUUGGACUGCUGUUCGUGUAAUUUUUUGGUUCGAUGUAAUUUGACAUCCAGAUAUAUAUUAUCGACAUAUUAUAUUACUUUCUAUAUUAAUUUCUUUCAUUCUCAGCCUCAAAUUUGGCUCGAGCCAGUAGGCUUCGAAGUGCUGAACAAUUGAUCGUUAAUAAUUGAUAUUUAAUGAU
This is a messenger RNA of Rubroshorea leprosula, 1485 nucleotides long. The record is from the annotation of a GenBank genome assembly. NCBI's taxonomy places the organism in Eukaryota, Viridiplantae, Streptophyta, Magnoliopsida, Malvales, Dipterocarpaceae.